AAUAUUUUGUGUGCCUUUUAUUGUUAUGAUUAUUGUUUGAAAGUUUUUUGUUUGCCGUGUAUUUGAGUUACUCAUCGCUGAAGACAUACAUAAUUACAAAUACUAUUGUGUUGUAAAAAAAACACUUAAUAAUAAUCAUAAUAAGAAUAAGACAUUGAAUUGAAGGGACAAUUCAUUGGCAAAAAAGUGAGACUCAAUUCAUAUAAAUAUAUUAAAUAGAUGUUUUGUAUUGAGUUAUUGUGCAACAAGUGAUACAAUAUUUUAUAUCUCUCCGGGUGUACAACAAAUUCAUAUUAUUGCUGAACCUGUACACCGAAGUGCCGUAUAUUUGCAUUCAUUCAACGGUCUCCUUAUUUUUUGAUUUAUUCAUAAUUAUUACAAUCAAAAAACACAAUUCACACUAAAUAGCAAAACAAUACAAUAGAAAAACGCGUUUUUUACCGAUCGCUAAGAUAUGGACCAUUCAUUCACAUCAAGAGGAAUGGAGACUAACAUAACGUUAUGGCAAUUCUUGUUGGAGCUAUUGUUGAAUAAUCAGUACAAAAACAUAAUCACGUGGACUAAUACGGACGGGGAGUUCAAGUUAGUGAACGCCGAGGAGGUGGCCCGGCUGUGGGGCCUACGCAAGAACAAGCACAACAUGAACUACGACAAACUGAGCAGGGCACUGCGCUACUACUACGACAAGAACAUCAUCAAGAAGGUGUUGGGCCAGAAGUUUGUCUACCGGUUCGUCGCCUUCCCCGAGAUCGUCAAAAUGGAGUCUCGGGUGCCGUUCCACCAGAAGAUGGAGUCAAUGGGCGCCUCGAACGGCGCCGUCAGCGCACAGCCCACGGUCACCACCGUAGCCAACACAGGCGUCAGCCUACUGGCCAAUCACCACCACCACCACCACUCCUCGCACCCACUCCAGCACCACAAUAGCAACGCACACCUCUUCCACAGCAACCAUCUGUCAUCUGAUGAGCCGACAGACCUGUCCUGCAAAAGCAACGCUUCCAACGGCUCCACCAUUUCGGGCAACAAUUGUAUUAACAAUAAUAACACCAAAACUAUUAACAAGAAUCAUAAGCGCCUCCACAACGAGCACAUAGACUCGGAGUGCGGGUCAGAGGGCGCCGACAGCGACUCGACGAGCGUCAGCGUCGGCCACCACCACAUCAAACGGUCGAAGGGGUCGUCUCUGCGGCAGAUAACAGCUCCGCGACCGUCGUCUCGAUCGCCGUCGCCCUCCAACCGGUCGACCGCCUCAUCGCCGGCGUCGGCCGAGAGCUCCACCUCAUCGCACGGCUGCUCACCCGUCAACGGGGGCGGCAAGUCGUCGUCGAAGGGGCUCACGAAGGCGCUCACGAAGUUCAAGCCGAAGCCGCCGCCGAUCACUGGCAUACCUACCAGUCCCACGCGAUUCAGCCACGCGUUCGCCCAGUCCUUGCAGACGCCGAUCGUGACGUUUGCGUCGCCCUUCUUAGGCAAAGCCACGCACUCGGCGGCGAUGCUGCCCAACGCCUUCAGCUUCUGGAACAGCCUGUCCCCUCUCAUGCUGUCGCCCAGGUAUACCACGAACGGCACGCACUUCCAGUUCCCGGGCGUCGGCCAUCAUCCGGGCGCCGGCGGCGGUCCCGCGACGCCCACCAGUUUCGGUCUGUCUCUGUCGCCCUUGUUCGCGGGCCCACCCUAUUCGCCAUUCGACCCCCAGAUACUGUUCUCGCCGUCGUCUAAGUCUAUAUCGGUGUUGCAGUGAUUUUUGUAGAGUACCGGUGCCCCCCAAACAUAGACAUAGACACAUAUUACUACUACACCCACCCGUCCGGCACCGACCCGCCCGCCACUGCGCCCAAACAGUUAAUAAUAUAAAAUUGAAGUUUUUUAUAUUAUAUAUAAAAUAUAUUAUAUGUUUGUAUAGAGACUGAACGCAUA
Molecule: messenger RNA, 1917 nt
Organism: Oppiella nova
Lineage: Eukaryota; Metazoa; Arthropoda; Arachnida; Sarcoptiformes; Oppiidae
Source: the annotation of a GenBank genome assembly